AUGUCUACUUUAAAUUAUUCCUCAGUGCCUGGGUUUAUCCUUGAAGGACUGACAAAGCACCCAGAGCUUCAGUUGCCACUCUUCCUCCUGUUCCUGGGAAUAUAUGUGGUCACAGUGGUGGGGAACCUGGGUAUGAUCCUCUUAAUUGCCAACAGUUCUCAGCUUCACUCCCCAAUGUAUUAUUUUCUCAGUCAUUUAUCAUUCAUUGAUCUCUGUUACUCCUCCGUCACUACCCCAAAGAUGCUGGUGAACUUUGUGUCAGAGAAGAACAUUGUCUCCUUUCUGGGAUGCAUGACUCAGCUUUACUUCUUCCUUAUUUUUGUGAUUGCAGAAAGCUACCUUCUGACUACCAUGGCAUAUGACCGCUAUGUUGCGAUCUGUAGCCCACUGCUUUACAAUGUUAUCAUGUCCCACAGGGUCUGUUCCAUGAUGACGGCUGUGGUGUAUUCACUGGGGUUGUUUGGGGCCACAGUUCAUAACACCCGGAUGUCAAUGUUGUCCUUCUGUGGGUCUCAUACUGUCAGUCAUUAUUUUUGUGAUAUUCUCCCCUUGUUGACCUUCUCUUGCUCCAGCACCCACAUUAAUGAGAUUCUGUUGUUUAUCAUUGGGGGAGUUAACACCUUAGCACCAACACUGGCUGUACUCAUCUCUUAUGUGUUCAUCCUCUCUAGUAUCCUCCGUAUUCGCUCUGCUGAGGGACGAUCCAAAGCCUGUGGCACUUGUAGCUCCCACCUUGUGGCUGUGGGGAUCUUUUUGGGGUCUAUAACAUUCAUGUAUUUCAAGCCCCCUUCUGGCAAUAAUAUGGAGCAGGAGAAAGUGUCCUCUGUGUUCUACACCACGGUGAUCCCCAUGCUGAAUCCCUUGAUUUACAGCUUGAGGAACAAGGAUGUGAAGAAUGCACUGAGGAGGGUGGUUGGGGAAAGGCUGCAGUCCUGA
Molecule: messenger RNA, 936 nt
Organism: Camelus dromedarius (Arabian camel)
Lineage: Eukaryota; Metazoa; Chordata; Mammalia; Artiodactyla; Camelidae
Product: olfactory receptor 8D2
Exons: 1
Coding region: 1-936 (311 amino acids)
Biological process (GO): sensory perception of smell; G protein-coupled receptor signaling pathway
Cellular component (GO): membrane
Molecular function (GO): odorant binding; G protein-coupled receptor activity; olfactory receptor activity
Source: RefSeq, a predicted model, not a curated record